Molecule: messenger RNA, 1870 nt
Organism: Scophthalmus maximus (turbot)
Lineage: Eukaryota; Metazoa; Chordata; Actinopteri; Pleuronectiformes; Scophthalmidae
Product: C-X-C chemokine receptor type 4
Exons: 2
Coding region: 158-1276 (372 amino acids)
Biological process (GO): G protein-coupled receptor signaling pathway; neurogenesis; immune response
Cellular component (GO): membrane
Molecular function (GO): chemokine receptor activity
Source: RefSeq, a predicted model, not a curated record
GGAGGGGUCAAGAGACCCUCGGGUAUUUAACGAGUGGGUCGCGUCUGACACACAACACAACUCACCGACCGUCCUCUCCUGACGCUGAGGGCGCACGCGCACGCACGCACACGCACACGCACGCACGGACACGCGCAGCGCUCACUGAGUGGUGAACAUGGAUUAUGAAAUUUCGUUUGACAUGUUCGAGAACAGCACUGACAACAUCUCCGAGGAGUCCGGGGACUUUGAGCUGAACCUCCAGGAGCCAUGUAGCAGCGUUUUGAGCAGCAACUUCAACAAGAUCUUCCUCCCCACCGUUUAUGGAAUAAUAUUCAUCCUGGGGAUCAUUGGCAACGGAUUAGUGGUGGUCGUGAUGGGCUACCAGAAAAAGGUCAAGACCAUGACGGACAAGUACCGGCUCCAUCUCUCUGUGGCCGACCUCCUGUUCGUCCUCACGCUGCCCUUCUGGGCCGUGGAUGCAGCCCAAAACUGGUACUUCGGAAGUUUCCUCUGUGUGUCUGUGCACAUGAUCUACACGGUCAACCUGUACAGCAGCGUGUUGAUCCUGGCGUUCAUCAGCCUUGACAGGUACUUGGCAGUCGUGCGGGCCACCAACAGCCAAGCCACAAGGAAGCUGCUUGCGAACAGAGUGAUCUAUGUGGGAGUGUGGCUGCCUGCCGCCCUGCUAACUGUGCCCGACAUGGUCUUUGCACGGGUGCACAAGAAGUACCACUUCACAGACCCAAGCAUGGACACUGCAGAAUCCAGGACCAUCUGCCAGCGCAUUUACCCGCAGGAGACCAGUUUCCAAUGGACAGCUGCUUCCCGCUUCCAGCACAUCCUGGUGGGCUUCGUGCUGCCCGGGCUGGUCAUCCUCAUCUGCUACUGCAUCAUCAUCGCCAAGCUGUCGCAAGGCGCCAAGGCCCAGGCGCUGAAGAAGAAAGCGCUCAAGACCACGGUUAUCCUCAUCGUGUGUUUCUUCGGCUGCUGGCUGCCGUACUGUCUCGGCAUCUUCUUGGACACUCUCAUGAUGCUGAACGUGAUCCGCUCCUCUUGUGAACUGCAGCAAGCGGUGGAGAAAUGGAUUUCGGUCACUGAGGCGCUGGCCUACUUUCACUGCUGCCUAAACCCCAUCCUCUAUGCUUUCCUGGGAGUGAAGUUUAAGAAAACAGCCAGGACCGCACUAACAGUCAGCAGCAGAUCCAGCCAGAAAGUGAAUCUUAUGACGAAAAAGCGAGGGGCCAUUUCAUCUGUGUCGACUGAGUCUGAGUCUUCGAGUGUUUUGUCAAGUUAACCGACAGUGAGCAUCAGAGUCUGUGACUUCAUACUCUCAGGAGGGAAAAUAAUUAAGCUUUAAUUUCAAGAACUACAUUUUUCUGUACAGAUGUAAAAAAAAAAAAAUGUUUAAAUACAUUUUCAUUUGUUUGAUUUGUUUGCUUUGUGUGCUGCCAUUGUGUCAUGUGAGGGUUUUUUAUUGCAAUUUUUGUGUUCCUCGGAGCAGAUUGUAUUUUCAGGCAAUGCCUCAAUUCCAUUCAUUCAGCUUUACAAUCAUGGUCCAUUUUCCUCGAUUUCAUCUUAUCAACCAGUGCUGCUGUAUCAAAGCCAGUCACACAACGCCCAAUUUCUUUUUAUGGGAUGGUAGCUGCUUUUUGGAAAACCUGUAAAUAGUUUGUAGAAUUUGUGUGUUCGCACUUAAGUUGUGUGAUUAUCUGAAAGCUUUUAUUUAUUGCUGUCAUUCACACUGGAAGUUUUGUAAAAGAAAGAAACUGCAUGAUGUGUGUGUGUGUGUCUGUGUGUGUGUGUUUGUGUGUUUGUUUUUUACCAUUGUAAACCUGUGAUAUUUUUAAUGUAAAGAAAAUAAAAGGAUUUGAUGCUUCUCAUAAUGACA